AUGCCCACAUCAUGGAGUAGAGAAGUGGUUGCUGGUUCAUACAUUUUACAAUGGUUUGGGGGGGGGGGGGAUACAAGGGCAAUUAUAGAUGCAACAUCAGUAGAAGUGUUUAUGAGAAAAAGAGCUAAUGAAACUUAUGAAUUAUUGGAAGAGUUGGUCAUGGAUAACUAUAAUUGGUCUACUGAGCGUGAGAAUAAGAAGGUGGUAAGAGUCUUAGAGGUUGAUCCUAUUGCUUUAUUGACCGCUCGAGUGGCAUCUCUAACCAAGCAAUUGCAGCAGAAUAACCUCAUCGCACAAGCAAUGCAAGCACUGGUUAUUGGUAACUUUUCAAGACCUACACCGAACACCUACUCAAAUUCAUAUACUCCUGUGUGGAAAAAUCACCAUAACCUGUCUCGGAAAAAUAAUAAAGGGUUACAACCACAGUAUCCACAAUACUCACCUCAACAACCCCCUCAUCAACUGACUUAUGGACUACAUUCUAGGCCUUAUUAUGAUCCAAACCCACGCCCAUCUCAUCCACCACCACAUCCUCCAAUGAACUCACCAACAAUGCAUCCAUACCAAAUAAAUCAAUUCAUGACAGAGACAAGGUCUUCAAUCAGGAAUUUGGAGACACAAAUGGGUCAAUUGGCUAAACUGCUUUCUAGUAGACAACAAGGGAAUUUUCCUAGUUCCACAGAGGUAAAUCCGAAAGAGCAAUGUCAAGCUGUCACUCUGAGGAGUGGGACUAAGUAUGAUGGACCUACAAUGGAUAACAAGGGGAAGAAGAUAGAGGAUCAACAUGUUACUAGUCCAGCACAAGAUGAGGUUACUGAAGAUCUUCCAAAGAAAGAGAAGCCAAAACACAUCGAGCCUACACCAAAGAUUCCUUAUCCUCAAUGGUUUUGGAAGGCCAAUCUUGACAAAAUAUUCUCCAAAAUUCUUGAGGUAUUUAAGAAACUUCACAUUAACAUUCCUUUUGCAGAGGCUUUAGAAAAAAUGCCUAGUUAUGUGAAGUUUAUGAAAGAGAUAUUGUAUAAUAAGAGAAAAAUAGAGGAUUAUGAAACCAUUGCAUUAAUUGAAGAGUGUAGUGCCAUUAUUCAAAAGAAGCUUCCUCAAAAGUUAAGAGAUCCGGGCAUUUUCACUAUACCUUGCACCAUUGGGAACUUUCAUUGUGAGAGAGCUUUAUUUGAUUUGGGUGCAAGAAUUAAUUUAAUGUCAUUGUCUGUUUUUAAAAGGCUUGGUUUGGGGGAAGCUAGACCCACAACUGUUACUCUUCAACUGGCUGACUGUCCAGUAACACACUCCAGAGGUAUUAUAGAGGACGUUAUAGUAAAGGUAGAUAAGUUUAUUUUUCCAGCGGAUUUUAUUGUAUUAGAUAUGGAGGAAGAUGAGGACGUGCCUAUUAUAUUGGGAUGA
Messenger RNA from Humulus lupulus (European hop), 1401 nucleotides. RefSeq lists its product as uncharacterized. The coding region runs from base 1 to 1401 and encodes 466 amino acids. Lineage: Eukaryota; Viridiplantae; Streptophyta; Magnoliopsida; Rosales; Cannabaceae. The transcript is spliced from 2 exons. The record is from RefSeq and is a predicted model, not a curated record.